Onthophagus taurus is the source of this 889-nucleotide messenger RNA. Lineage: Eukaryota; Metazoa; Arthropoda; Insecta; Coleoptera; Scarabaeidae. The record is from RefSeq and is a predicted model, not a curated record.
UUAAAAAUAUUUUGUCCGUUAUAUCCGAGAUUCGUUAUAUUCGUUUUACUGUUUUACUUUUCUUAGUUUUUCCAUCUUUGAGCGAACCAACUCCGGGUUGGGUGGAUAAUUUUAACGGCCCCGUUGCAUUUUGGAUAGGGGUACAAAAAGGGAUUAUUAAAACAUGUUUGGUGGAUAACACAGUUUCCCCUGAAAUUAUUCCCGUGGAUGUUGCUAUAAACGCCGUAAUAUGCAGUGGAUACGCAAGGGCAAAGAACCCUUCUCCCCCAACACCUAUAAUUAACGCAACUCAUUGUGGUUUAUACCCAUUUAAUUGGGCUGACGGCUAUGUAUCAUCUUUGCAUCAUUACCACAAGUACCCAUACAAGAAUGUUCUUUGGUAUCCUGAGGCAUUUUUCACCACACGUUUUUACCAAUUUUUGGCGAUAUCGAUUUUGUUCCAAAUUAUCCCAUCGUUGAUCGUUGAUUUUUUACUUAUCAUGUUCCUACAAAAGCCUUUCUUGAUUAGUACACAAAAGCGGAUAUUUCAAUCGUGGUUAAUAUUUCAAGAAUUUAAUGUGAAUAAAUGGACAUUUUCCAACAGCAAUUUCCUUAAACUUGAAGAAACACUUGACGAAGCCGAUAAAAAAGUAUUCUACGGAAUCAUGUCUAAAAAUAUGGAUAUGCACCAGUAUUUAGGUGAUAUUUAUCAUACAACAAAAAAGUACUUAUUGAAUGAUACCUCGAAGAAUUUCCCGCUUUAUAAAUUCCGCAAUAAAAUAUUAUACAUCUUGGAUCGCUCACUCAAGUUAUCAUUUAUUUAUGUGGUGUUAAAAUGGAGUUUUAAUCAUCUUCAAAUGAUGUUUUAAACAAUUUACUUUAGAUUAUGAUGAUAAUUGUUAAUAUUUUU